Molecule: messenger RNA, 3879 nt
Organism: Bipolaris oryzae ATCC 44560
Lineage: Eukaryota; Fungi; Ascomycota; Dothideomycetes; Pleosporales; Pleosporaceae
Exons: 4
Coding region: 1-3879 (1292 amino acids)
Biological process (GO): protein phosphorylation
Molecular function (GO): protein kinase activity; ATP binding
Source: RefSeq, a predicted model, not a curated record
AUGGCCAUGGCUACAGAUUCUACAACCAUGGCCACUGGUUCCACAACCAUUACCGAAGAUCCAGUGGUCACAGACGACACUGCCAUAGUUGUAUCUGACAAUGAGUCCGACGAGUCAUCGUCCGACGAGGAGACGGGCCCAAGACCACAGCUAAGACCCAUGAUCACGGACAGACUUGUGAAGAGCGCUUUCGAGAAAACUCCACUAAGAUUCGUGCCAGAAGGCAAUGUCCAAGAUAUCAUCACAGAAGGCAUGAUUCAGAUAUCCUUAGGUAUAGAUACACCCGUCUCAAAGAGAGAAGGUGAGAUGAUCAAGUUCAUCAAGUCACGUGCUAAGAAGGUGUUUGCCAUUGUGGUAUACAUGAAUGCAGGCGACUGUAUGGACAUAAUGAAGUCAUUGAAAAGGAAGGGCAUCGAUGACGAUUCACUUCCUAUCAAAGACCAGCGGGACUUGGGGAGGAAAGACUGGGCCCCAGACUUCUUCGAGAAACAGUGGCAGUUCAACGCUCCAGUCUUCUCGACCACCAGAUUCAACCAUGACCUGGAGGAAUCUCACAUUCUGCCCUUCAUUACAAAGAAAGUAGACUCACAGAGAGGCUCUUUUGGUGUCGUGUCACAGUAUGUAGUACACCGGAAUCACCUGGACCCCGCACUAUCAGAAGACACUUCCUUUGCAGUGAAAGAGAUACAGGCUAAAGAUGAUGCCGAAGAGGUAGCACAACACUGGGAACAAGAAGUGAGGGCACUUCGUACAAUGAAUCAACUCAACCAAGAUCAUAUCGUCCAUUUUGUCACAGCUUUUCGGCGCCGGAAAGACCAAGGAGAUGAAGAGUACUACUUGAUGUUUGAAUGGGCAGACGGCGGGAACCUUUGCAGUCUUUGGAAAAGGAUGCCUUCUCCCAUUAUGACAGCACACCUCGUCAAAGACGUCAUCAAACAGAUCUUGGGACUCGCGAAAGCACUUGAAGCUGCCCACAACUUGAACAAAACCGGUGCUUCAUAUCGACAUGGUGACCUGAAACCGGAGAACAUUCUUGUCUUCAAUAAUGGAGGAUUAGUAGGAACGUUCAAGAUUGGUGAUUGGGGCGAGGCACGACUGCACGACCAAGCCACAGUGAUGCGUCCUAGCAAAACAGCAGCCAAGUAUGGUACUCGGCGGUACGAAGCCCCAGAAGUAGAGACGGGUAUCAAGUCUCAACGUCUAGGUCACACGACCAAAAAGCGGUCACGUCUAUACGACAUAUGGGCCAUGGGUUGCAUCACCUUGGAGCUCAUCAUUUGGCUGUUGUAUGGGGAACAAGGAGUGAAUAAUUUCCACCUCGAACUAGGAAACGACAGUUUCUACGAGAUUCGUGUGGUCAAUGGAAAGAGAAUUGCUUCGGUACACAGCGUUGUGACACGCUGGAUGGACGUGAUUGCAGAAGACGGUAGAUGCGAAGUCGGCACUACAGCAAUCGGAGAUCUUUUGGAACUUGUGAGGACUGGUCUGCUCGUUGUCAGGCUUCGGGCGAGACUAGGUACGAUGAUUUCAGAAGCCCCCGUGAAACCUCGUCAAGACUCCGCGACUAGUAUUCCGAGUAUGCAGGGCUCUGGUAUUAUGACGUCUGAAAAUUUGACGGUGGAAGAAAACGUAGUGGAGUUCGAUGAGAACCCGGCACCGGGCCUACCUUCAUUCAGCCUGACCCCAGCCCCAGCAGAGACUGUCUCUGCCGAGACUCCCUUGCAGCCUGAACCUGAGCCUGCAGGCGAAAGUCGAUUCCUUGCGGAUGAGUUCCGGAAACGAUUGGAACACAUCGAUGCAGAGGAUGAAGACGAAACUUACUGGUGUGUCGACGGAUCACUUCACUCAAUCCCUGAAAGUCUCUCCGCAUCUCAAUUGAUUGCAUCAAGUUAUGGCACCACGGAUGGAGAUCUUGCUACGUAUACAGCAACUUCGAACUCAGCGAGUCACGGCCUUUCCGCUCCUUACCAAAAGAGAGUAAAGCUUGAUGAAAAUGAUUGGAAGUAUUCAUCUGGCAACAGCGUCGCCUUGGACUUACUUCCAGCGCUCGUAACGAUGGACGCACAUGACCAAAUUCAUCAUGAAGUAGCAGCGGUACUCUGCACAAAUUGUGCAAUAUUUCAAGAACAGGUUCUGAGUCCUGGUUUCUCGAUAUCAUACGACAACCAAGCCCUGAGGACAAGCGCACUCGCCCAAAAAUGCGAUCUGUGUCCCCUGCUUUUGAAUACUGCUAUCAGGCACGGUGAAGCGGCAUCUCAAGUUAUCAAGUUUGACCGCACUGGUCCAUUUUUGACAAUUAAGAGCAGUGGAUAUCCUGUUCUCUCCGUCGUUCGCGAUCCUCGACAGCAGUUACCACCAAGUACUGACGUCCAGGUAGGAUUCGUUGCCCUUCCAGAUGCUGGCAGUGCUGUCCAUCUACAGGUCGUCAAAAAUUGGCUUGACUACUGCGAUCAGAAUCACCAGUGCGCGCCUCAUCUACAGCCCAGAACCAAUGUGAAGUCGCGAUUGCCGACCAGAUUGCUCGAUGUGGGUGUAGAUGGCGACAGCAUGAUCCGCCUUUGGGUGACUGGAGCUGAAGAUACUGGAGAAUGGGUGGCUCUGUCGCAUAGAUGGGGGUCCAGGCAUUUCUCAACCACUAUCGAAACCCUUCAAGCUCACCUUGAUGGUAUGGAUUUGAGCUCUCUGCCAAACACAUUCAAGGACGCUGUGGCAGUCACGCGUGCGUUGGGACGACGGUACCUCUGGAUCGAUUCGCUAUGUGUGAUACAAGGGCCGGGUGGCGACUUUGCAAAAGAGGCUAAACGGAUGGAGGAAGUCUAUAGUGGCGCGUACUGCGUGAUUGCAGCGAGCUGCGCUGAGGACCACUAUUCAGGAUUCCUGAGGCAACGCAAUCCCAGAGAUUAUGUUGGCUUGCGUCGUGAGGGUAAAGAUCAAGCCCCUUUCUACAUUUGCCAGAACAUCGAUGAUUUCAAAAGACAUGUUCUCGAUGGCCAGCUGCACGCUCGUGGGUGGGUACUGCAAGAACAUGCUCUUGCUCGAAGGACGCUGUUCUUUACUGAACAUCAGACAUACUUUGAAUGCGGCGAAGGGGUUCGAUGUGAAACCUCGACAACGCUUAGCAAUAAACUCGCGGCCUUUUUGGGAGAUCCAGAUUUCCCACACAUACUUUCCAGUGCAACUCAAGGAGAAAGGAUUCUUCGCUUUCAGGAGCUCUAUCGCAAGUAUUCACGUCUAGGACUCUCAAAAGCGUACGAUAGACCCACAGCAAUAGAUGGCCUACAACAACGUCUUCUCCGUACAAUGUAUGUCAGGGGUGGGUUUGGAGUCUUCGAUCAGGGAGUGACGCGUGGUCUGCUCCGGCGCAGUCUCUUGUGGCGACGCGGUGUCGACACCAGGAGUCUGACGCGAAUUCACUUCCCCGCCGAAAGCGUUCUACCGACUGUGCCUUCAUGGUCAUGGAUGGCAUACACCGGGGGAAUAGACUACUUGCAGCCAGAUUUUGGAAACUACGAGUGGGAAGACUUACAAUCUCCGUGGUCUACGAAUGCUCCCAACAAUAUCUCCAGCACGGAUGUCAGCAUCGUCAACAUGGCGCUGGUUGCUUCAGCACGGGAAUACGACUCUGGCGCUGCACUAUCGAGCGAGGGUGAGUUGAUCCUCGAUGCUCCGAAUCCAUCUUCGAGGCCGAAAACGCUCUGUGUGGUGUUGGGGAAGGCAAAAGGUAGUCCGUCGCCUGAGACACAAAGGCAUUAUGUUUUGAUUGUCGCAGUGGCAGGACACAAGGGCCGCGCUGGAGAGACGAUAUACGAGCGCGUGGGGGCAGGAUAUCUGCCUGGCAAGUGUAUUUCACCAACAGUGGUUGAUGUCAGGAUCCACUGA